AGCCGCUGCAGCAUCCGAGCCCGGUGUCUCCUGGAUGGAUCCGUGAAGAAAGCACUCCCUUCCCGCGGCACGGCACUCUCCCCCCGCCACGAUGGACCCCCGGCUAGUAACUGCGUUGUUGUGUUGACAUUCGGGUUAUUUCAGCAAUCAAAUAUGAAUCAUGCAUUUGAUAUUUCUGACCACUUUGCUCGUCAGCGUCCUUUCGCACUGGCUUCCUCCAUCACGGGCUUCAUCCGUUUCUCAAGGAGUAGAGGACAAGGUUGAGAGGGACGCAGUGACAGCGCUGCUGAAGCAACAGGCAACUGCAGCACCUGCCACAGAGAGCACAACACAUCAUGCAGCAGAGCAGACGAUCACAUACCCUUCGCGGUUGAUCUACUACCUGAACGAGGACUCGGAGAGCACCUAUCAUGACCUGAACACCCAAGCAAGGAACCAACCCACAGAGGGCCAGACAGUCCACCUCGCCCAAGCCAGUUUUCAGUUAGAGGCAUUUGGCUCCAGAUUUGUUCUGGAUAUAACACUAAACAAUGACUUGCUGUCGUCGGAUUAUGUUGAGAUCCACUAUGAAGAUGGGAAACCCGUUCAGACCAAGGGCGGUGAGCACUGUUACUACCACGGCCAGGUGAGAGGCAGCGAUAACUCCCACGUGGCCUUAUCUACCUGCAACGGGUUGCACGGGAUGUUUGACGAUGGAGUCCAUGUGUAUCUAAUCGAGCCCUCACACCAGACACAUUCAAUCGAUACAGGUGCGAGGCCUCACAAGCUCAGACGAACAGGCUCCGUUCAGAAGGACGAUGACUCAGAUGAACAGGUGGAGGAGGAGCAGCUCUUCUCGGAGCUGGAUGAGCUGUCCUGGCUGAGGCGCAGGAAAAAGCGGGCAAUGCCUCGCAGUGUGUUUGAAGAGAUGAAGUAUUUGGAAGUCAUGAUUGUCAACGACUACAAUAUGUUCAAACGACACAAGAACAAGCAGCACACGCGAAAUUUUGCCAAGUCAGUUGUGAAUCUUGUGGAUGGUAUAUUCAAAGACCAGCUGCACACACGUGUGGUGCUCGUUGGUGUGGAGGUCUGGACGGACAAAGAUCGCAUCCCCAUAAGCGUGAAGCCGCUGGAGACGUUGCAAGACUUCUCCAAGUACCGGCAGCAAAACAUCAAGAUCCAUGCUGACUCCGUGCAGCUCCUCUCAAACGUGACCUUCCACUACCGCAGAAGCAGCAUCGCUUACUUCGGCGGCAUGUGCUCUGAGAACCGUGGAGUCGGGGUCAAUGAGUACGGCAACGCCUGGUCCAUGGUAGUCACCCUCUCCCAGAGCCUGGCACAGAACCUGGGCAUCCAGUGGGACCCGGCAUCCAAGAGAAAGGAAUGUGGUUGUGCUGCAUCAUGGAGUGGCUGCAUCAUGGAGGACACUGGAGUCCAGCACCCACAGAGAUUCUCCAAAUGCAGCAUCACAGACUACAAGGAGUUCCUUUUGAAAGGCGGGGGCUCGUGUCUCUUUAACAGACCAAAAAAGCUGUUCGACGCUGCACAUUGUGGAAAUGGGUUCAUAGAAACGGGAGAAGAUUGUGACUGCGGACUGAGAUCAGAUUGCUACAAAGAAUGCUGCAAGAAAUGUUCCCUGGCUAAUGGAGCCCAUUGCAGUGAUGGGCCCUGCUGCAAUAACACGUGUCUGUUCUACCCGCGAGGUUACAGCUGCCGCUAUGCUGUGAACGAUUGUGACAUAUCAGAGACCUGCUCUGGAGAUUCUGGACAGUGUCCACCCAAUCUUCAUAAACAAGACGGUUACGUUUGUCACUUAAACCAGGGCCGCUGCUACAGUGGAGAAUGCAAGACCAGAGAGAACCAGUGUAAAUACAUCUGGGGAUCAAAGGCUGGAGGCUCUGAGAAGUUCUGCUACGAGAAGCUGAACACCGAGGGUACAGAGAAAGGCAACUGUGGGAAGGAUGGAGACAAAUGGCUCCAGUGUAGCAAACAUGACGUGUUCUGUGGUUAUCUUUUGUGUACCAACGUGGGGCGGAUCCCACGCAUUGGCAUGAUGAAAGGAGAUGUGACCCCUACCUCCUUCAGUCACCAAGGCAACGUGAUACAGUGCACUGGUGCCCAUGUCCUUUUGGAUGAUGAGACUGAUUUAGGCUACGUGGAGGACGGGACUCCCUGUGGGCCGUCGAUGAUGUGCCUUGACCACAAGUGUCUGCCCAUCCAGUCCCUCAACCUGAGCACCUGCCCCAUCGGACAUAACGGACAGGUGUGCUCUGCCCAUGGGGUGUGCAACAAUGAAGCCACGUGCACCUGUGACACCACCUGGGCGGGGACGGACUGCAGCAUGCCUGACCCGCCUAAGGAGCCCGAUGUCACUCCAGAUGAGGAACCCAAGGGUCCUAGUGCCACCAAUCUAAUAAUAGGCUCCAUCGCCGGAGCCAUCCUUGUGGCUGCCAUAGUGCUGGGGGGGACUGGAUGGGGCUUUAAAAAUGUGAAGAAGCGGCGAUACGACCCCAACGCCUCAGCCAUUUAACCGGAAGGGAGAUGGCACAAAUGCAGGGGGACUCUUCCAAAGCUUCCUUAGUUGGCUACCUGACAGCUGGACUGCACUUAACUGCUGCUGAUUUUUUGCAUUAGGUUUACUUGAAAAAGACAUAGUGGACAUUUUAACAAAUUCCAUUGUAGUGACAUUAUAAAUGCAGCCUUUUUCAAUCCCACUCCUCUCAUGUAACACCUCGUCCCUCCCCACUCCCACACCUCUACCCUGACCUCUACAGAGUGACAGAGCUUCUCUCCCGUCCUUUAGUGCCAGUGCACAGGCGUUCAGGCGGAAUCCACACCAUCUUCUCACCUGGCAUGAUUAUACACAAAGUCUGCUGCUUGCUCGCCCCCCCCCCGCCCCCAUGGCAUGGAGAGCCCCUUCUGCAGGGCUCGGCAUGGCUACCAAAGCUCUGAGUAUAUCACACACAAAAAAAACAUACAAAGAAAAAAAGAAAAAGAAGAUUCAAGUGCAGGAGAAAGCCUUGUUUAUAUUAAAAAAGAGAGGACACAUGAGGACAUUACAGACCAGAUGAUAACUGCACAAACACAAAAAAAAUGUACAUUAUUAAGGAGUUCAGGUUUGCAUUUAACAACACAUUUCACAAGGACCUCAACUGCUUUUAUUUCCUGUCUUAGCACGUUGUAUAGCGGAUAUUUUUGGAAACGCUGAUGAACAAAAAUUGAAACUACAAUUAGGGUCUAAAGGAUUUCAGCAGACGCCGCAAGUUAGAGUUGCUGCAGAGCGGUUGUGCUGUGGAGGAGAAGCCUCUCCGAGCAUCUCCGACGGCCACUCAAAAGCCAAAGAACCAAUCACCUGAACACAUGGAUGUUGUUGCACACAGAGCACUUUCCCCCUCCUCUGUCUGCAGCCAGCGGUGCCUCUCGUACCGCUGAGGGCGUGCAGGCGUUGCACCUGCCAGGCCAGGGUUCUCUAAAAACUCCAUGUCAGCACCCACUACACUGGCUUUUACCUUUUGCUCUCAUAAACUCUUAGUAUAAAAUCAAGUUCAGCUCUUCUGGUAACGCUGCAUGCAAUCACUAUAGCGGGCUUAUUAAUUCUAUACGGGAGUCCCCAAAAUCUGCAAGAAAAAUACGCUAGAAAAAGAUAGGUGCAUGUCAACAACGAGAACAUUUAACUUUUAUUUACUAUGCAAAGAGAGAUAUUGCACAAAAGUAUGGGUAAUAGCGACAUCAAUGUAUACUUUAAAUUACAAAAUCCUAUGCUGAUCAGCUAAACUUUUGUAUUUGGCCACUUCUAUGUCUCCUUUCAUUUUGCUUCAAGCUGUGAGUGGACAUAUAAAUUCAAACGAAAGAUCAAUUGUAAAAAAAAAAAGGUAAAUCAGCAUUUCCAAUGAAAAGACAGAGAGCACCCUUUUGCAUAUGUGGAACUGAGAAUCCUUUUUGUGUGUUUUCCAUCCAGUCCUGAUAUUUUUAAUCACACACUCACAUACAUAUACACACAUUCUGGUGCCUGUACAUACCGAGGCCUGAACAGUUUCCUCGUGCAGGGCUAGCAUUCCCAGUCCAGCUGAUAGUUGGUGUGUUCCAGGUGCUGCCAUAGCACUGGCAUUGUUGUAAUCCUCCACGUUUCUCAUCGUCUGGUGUCCCUCUCUCACUGCAUCAUGUACAGUUGGACCCAUUAAUAAACUAC
Cololabis saira (Pacific saury) is the source of this 4168-nucleotide messenger RNA. RefSeq names its product disintegrin and metalloproteinase domain-containing protein 23 (gene adam23b). The coding region runs from base 161 to 2509 and encodes 782 amino acids. The transcript is spliced from 26 exons. Gene Ontology annotation, biological process: proteolysis. Gene Ontology annotation, cellular component: presynaptic membrane. Gene Ontology annotation, molecular function: metalloendopeptidase activity. Lineage: Eukaryota; Metazoa; Chordata; Actinopteri; Beloniformes; Belonidae. The record is from RefSeq and is a predicted model, not a curated record.